Marmota monax (woodchuck) is the source of this 19015-nucleotide messenger RNA. Its product is annotated as mucin-17-like. The record is from RefSeq and is a predicted model, not a curated record. The transcript has 2 exons. The annotation marks the transcript as partial. NCBI's taxonomy places the organism in Eukaryota, Metazoa, Chordata, Mammalia, Rodentia, Sciuridae.
CCCAGCUCCAGUCUGGUGGGGCCAGCCCCUGAGCAGAGAGCGUCGGGUAGAAACGGAGGCUCCGGGAAAUGGGACAGAUGUGCGUCCAGCCUGGGGGGACCCAGACCCCGGGGAUCUCUCAGCGUGACACUGGAUCCAGAGAGCUUGGCCUGGGGCGCAGGCCCCGCCAGGUCCCUCCUCACAGAGGGUAUCAGUCCACAGGUGUUAGUCACCGUGCGGGCUGUGAAUAAUGCCAGCUGACCUUUGCCAACAGCAGCACCCUCUGCUUCCCCCUAGGGCAGGCCCUGCCCCUCUUGGGAAGUUCUGCAAGGUGUGUCCUCGCCACCCUCCCCAAAGCCCCGCCAGGCUGAGCUGGUCUCAGUCACAGGGACUCGCUCAGGGGGUUAGACGCAAAGCGCCCUCUGGCAGGAGGAUGGGCUGGGAGUGCCCUGCUCCCCCGGAGCACCGGUGCGGGCACCUGCUGGCUCUGGCUGCGAGUCUCCUCCUCACCUGUGGGCCAGGACUGACACAGACAACUGCGAACAAGUCUAUUGCAGACACCAGAAAUGAGGCUACUUCAUCCACAAGUCUUCAAUCUUGGGAUCCAAACAACUUGGCAAAUACCCGGCGGACAACCAGUCUGUUCAUAAAAACAGUGCUUCCUCCUGGGAACACAGGACAACACAGGACAACCUCACAGGAUUCAAAAACAUCCCAUCACGUUCCCACUCCUGAAACAAAUGCCCAGCUAACAGAAACUGGCUUAGUGCCAGUUACAAGUACAACAGAAAGACUGAAAAACAGCCCAGAGACAAAACUGACACAGCGCAGUGCGCCCACACCCCGGGAUUCCAAAGAACCACACAUGAGUGGGGCGUCCACUGUGACUACAAAGACAAGUGCAAAGACCCCAAGUUCUGGAGCAGAUACCAAGACCAGGACUUCCGCAGGGGCACCUCUUUCCAAAGGAAGGGAUGCAGAGACGACAGUUCCCACAGGGUCCCGGACACAUUCACAUACACCAACCACACACCUUGGGAACAUGUCCUCUCACACGCCGUCCUUUGAAAGAAGCUCAACGGGAGAAGAAAGGAAAACCACAGGAGCUUUUGCAAAGGGGCUUCCAACCAAGGCCUCUUCUGCCCCCGCAGCUUCCACCCCAGGAAGAUCCACAUCCUCCUCACCUCGCUCUACAGCCAAAGGGGAAGGCACUAUGUGGUCCCACACCAACGCAGAGUAUGUCACCACCACAAUUUCACAUCGGAGGGCCACGGCAACCAGGGUGACGGAGUUACCCCAGGGCACAGUAACAAACACAAGCUCUGCACCUCCAGACACGGCGCAGACCAGCGUGGAAACGGCCGAGUCUCCACCAGAAUCCCCUCCACCGCCCUCAGCUAGACCACAACCAACUACGACAAGCAGUGCGAUCAAGAACAUCUUCACUGUCACAGAAGAACAUCAGACCUCAGAGGAGGCCUCUCCAUCCACCACCACUCCUGGCCCAUCCUCAACUAAGAGCGCACUAUCUGGAAAACUAAAACACACGAUGAGUUCUCUGGGAACGUCCGAGGUCGAAUCUUCCAACCCUCCUACAUCUCUCAACACGGGGGCACCCAGUACCUCGUCAGCUGGUUCUAGGGUCUCGGGCCACACCAACACCCAGCGAGGAAACAUGCACACAUUACGGACAAACUAUCUGCCCAUCACCAGCCAACAUCCAAGGAACGAAGCCUGGGAAGAGACCAGCCGAAAAAUUACCAUGGCCACUCACACUGCACCCACGAGGCAUGGUUCCAAAGACGCUGCAGAGAUCACUGACUACAGCACCAAACCCGAACCCCAAGGACACUCCCUGGCCUCCCCAAGGUCAACGACAGCACCAGAAACCACUGAACACCAGGAAGUCAUCACUAGGUCCCAGACACAUUCACCCUCACCAAAGACCCCUCAGAGGAGCACUUCCACUCACCACCCAGAACCUGAGACAACCACACCUGUGACGGCGGGCAGCCCUGCAGGAACUCCAAAGGUGCCCGAACAGAGCAUUUCAGGGGUCCUGCCCUCAGCAAAACAAUCCACUCCAUCCUCGCCUGGUUCUACGGUCCAUGAAGAGGACACUCCGGAAUCCAGAACCAACAAACAGGCUAUCACGAGCCCCUUUCCCACCUCGACUGCCAGUGGGACGGUGAUUUCCAAUGACACACAGGGCAUAGGACCUGAACCAACCUCUGCCCCUCCACACACAGCCCUCUCCAGCCAGGACACCACCAGGUCUCCACCAGAAUCCUUUUCCUCACCCUCUGCUCCCUCACAAGCAACCAUGGCCACCAAUGCUCUCAAGAACCACUCCACUACCAAACACACACUUCCACACUCACAGAGGGACACUCCUCCCGCCACCUCUUCUGGAACGCAGGGCCCCAAAAGCAACCUCUCAUGGACACAGAGCAGGCCUGCGGGUUCUCAGGGGACAUCCCAUAGCGUCUCCUCCCUUCCUCCUACAGCUCUCCACAGUGGGACAACCAGGUCCUCCACAACGAGCUCUUCGACCUCAAUCCUCACCACCACCCUGCCAGGAACCACACAGGCAUGGAGGACAGGCUCUCUGCCCAUCACCAGCCCACACACCAGGACCAAUGCACAGGAUCACAACAGCCUGGCCACUUUCCAGGCUGCUCCCUCUCCACACACAACUCAUGUGUCCACGGACACUGCGGUGACACCUGCAGGAACCAACACACCGGGAACCCAGGCACACUCCUCUGCCUCUCCACACUCACUUCAUUCACAGGAGACCACAGCACAGUGGACAGUCAGCCCUGGGCCACAGACAUUACCACACUCACACUCCACCCUUCUGGGGAGCACUUCCAUUCACACUCCAUUAUCUCCAAGAAACCCACCUUUGCAGGAAAGCAGCCCUGCAGAAUCCACAAAAGUGACACUGGUCAGUGCCUCCAAGACCCCUGGAGCCUCCUCCCGAGGAGAAUCCACUCCCCCCUGCCCUGGGACUGCAGCCCCCAUGUUCCUCACCACUGAGGACGAUGUCCCUACCUUCCCCAACACAGACCCACAAGCUGUCAGCCAGGCAGUCUCCACUGGGGCUGCCAGUAAGACCAUCAUGCAGGAGGUGUCCAAGGACCUCACACCAAACACAAGCUCUGCACCUCCACAGAGCGCAAUAACUGGCUUGGAAACUACCAGGUCUCAACCACAAUCCCUUCCAUCACCCUCCGCUGGCUCACAACCCACCAUGACCACCAUGGAAUCCAAGAUCCUUUCCACUGUCACAAACUCUCUUGCACACUCAGAGAAGGCCACCACUUCCAGCAGAACUUCUGGUCCAGUGCCACCUGAAAGCACCCUUUGUGAGAAUCCAAGACACCCUGUAAGUUCUCUGGGGACGUCCUCUGAUGGAUCAUCCCCUCCUAUUACACCUCUCAACACUGGGUCACCCAGAACCUCCUCACCAGAACCUAGGUUCUCAGACCUCACCACCCCCCAGCCAGGAAUCAUGCAGACAUCGAGGACAAGCUCUCCACCCAUCUCCAGCCUGCUUGUGAGGACCACCACCCAGGCACAGAAGACCCUGGACACUGACCUGACCACUCACACUCCACCAACAAGUCAAGUUUCCACAGAAGAGGCAAUGGCCAGUGAAGUGACCACAUCUGGACCCCAAGAACAGUCCCCUGCCUCCACAGGGUCACAUCCUUCACUCAAAAGCCCUACACAGUGGGAAUUCAUCACUGGGUCCCAGAUGCCUUCACGCUCAGCAAACACCCCUCUGAGGAGCAUUUCCUCUCACCCUCCAACACCUGACAGAACCUCACCUGUGAUGACAAGCAGACCCCAAGGACCUCCAAAGGUCCCUCAAACCAGCGUUUCAUGGGAACAUACUGCUUCAACCCCAGAAAGAUCCAGUCCCUACUCACCUGAUUCUACAGUCCAUAAAGAAGACACUACAGAAUCCAGCACCAACACACAGUCUCUCACCAGCCCCCUUCCCACUUGGACUGGCAGUGGGACCUUGAUUUCUAAUGACACACAGGGCAUAGGACCUGAACCAACCUCUGCCCCUCCACACACAGCCCUCUCCAGCCAGGACACCACCAGGUCUCCACCAGAAUCCUUUUCCUCACCCUCUGCUCCCUCACAACCAACCACGGCCACCAAUGCUCUCAAGGACCACUCCACUACCAAACACACACUUCCACACUCACAGAGGGACACUCCUCCCACCUCCUCCUCCGGAACUCUGUCCCCCAAAAGCAACCUCUCAAGGACACAGAGCAGGCCUCCUGGUUCUCAGGGGACAUCCCAUAGCGUCUCCUCCCCUCCUCCUACAGCUCUCCACAGUGGGACACCCAGGUCCUCCACAACGAGCUCUUCGACCUCAGUCCUCACCACAGUUCUGCCAGGAACCACACAGGCAUGGAGGACAGGCUCCCCGCCCACCACCAGCCCACACACCAGGACCACUGCCCAGGAUCACAACAGCCUGGCCACUUCCCGGGAUGCUCCCACUCCACACACAACUCAUGUGUCCACGAACACUGCGGUGACACCUGUAGGUGCCACCACAACGGCAACCCAAGCACACUCCUCUGCCUCUCCACACUCACUUCAUUCACAGGAGACCACAGUACAGUGGACAGUCAGCCCAGGGCCACAGAAGUUUCCUCACUCACACUCCACCCUUCUGGGGAGCACUUCCUCUCACACUCCAUUAUCUCCAAGAAACCCACCUUUGCAGGAAAGCAGCCCUGCAGAAUCCACAAAGGUGACCCUGGUCAGUUCCUCCAAGACCCUUGGAUCCUCCUCCCCAAAACCAUCCACUCCCCACUGGCCUGGGACUCCAGCCCCCAUCUUCCUCACCACUGAAGACGAUAUUUCUACAUCGUCACGAGGUCGAGAAGCAUCCACUCCUUCCUCACCUGGGUCUCCAGCCCCCAUGUUCCUCACCACUGAGGACGAUAUCCCUACCUUCCCCAACACAGUCCCACAAGCUGUCAGCCAGGCAGUCUCCACUGGGACUGGCAGUAGGACCAUCAUGCAGGAGGUGUCCAAGGACCUCACACCAAACACAAGCUCCUCACUUCCACAGAGGGCAAUAACCAGCGUGGAAACCACCAGGUCUCAAUCACAAUCCCUUCCAUCACCCUCCUCUGGGUCACAACCCACCAUGAACACCACGGCAUCCAAGAUCCUUUCCACUGUCACAAACUCUCUUGCACCCUCAGAGAAGGCCACCACUUCCAGCAGAACUUCUGGUCCAGUGCCACCUGAAAGCACCCUUUUGGAGAAUCCAAGACACCCUGUAAGUUCUCUGGGGACGUCCUCUGUUGGAUCAUCCCCUCCUAUUACACCUCUCAACACUGGGUCACCCAGAACCUCCUCACCAGGACCUAGGUUCUCAGACCUCACCACCCCCCAGCCAGGAAUCAUGCAGACAUCGAGGACAAGCUCUCCACCCAUCUCCAGCCUCCAUGUGAGGACCACCACCCAGGAACAGAAGACCCUGGACACUAUCCUGACCACUCACACUCCACCAACAAGUCAAGUUUCCACAGAAGAGGCAGUGACCAGUGAAGUGACCACAUCUGGACCCCAAGAACAGUCCCCUGCCUCCACAGGGUCACAUCCUUCACUCAAAAGCCCUACACAGUGGGAAUUCAGCACUGGGUCCCAGAUGCCUUCAGGCUCAGCAAACACCCCUCUGAGGAGCAUUUCCUCUCACCCUCCAACAACUGAGAGAACCUCACCUGUGAUGACAAGCAGACCCCAAGGACCUCCAAAGGUCCCUCAAACCAGUAUUUCAUGGGCACAUCCUGCUUCAACCCCAGAAGGACCCAGUCCCUAUUCAUCUGGUUCCACAGUCCAUAAAGAAGACACUACACUAUCCAGCACCAACACACAGUCUCUCACCAGCCCCCUUCCCACUUGGAGUGGCGGUUGGACAGUGAUUUCUAAUGACACACAGGGCAUACGACCAGAACCAACCUCUGCCCCUCCACACACAGCCCUCUCCAGCCAGGAAACCACCAAGUCUCCACCAGAAUCCUUUUCCUCCCCCUCUGCUCCCUCACAACCAACCAUGUCCACCAAUGCUCUCAAGAACCACUCCACUACCAAACACACACUUCCACACUCACAGAGGGACACUCCUCCCACCUCCUCUUCCGGAACUCUGUCCCCCAAAAGCAACCUCCUCUCAGGGACACAGAGCAGGCCUGAGGGUUCUCAAGGGACAUCCAAUAGUGUCUCCUCCCCUCCUCCUAUAGCUCCCCAAACUGGGACAACCAGGUCCUCCACAAUGAUUUCUUCGACCUCAGUCCUCACCACAGUUCUGCCAGGAACCACACAGGUAUGGAGGACAGGCUACCUACCCAUCACCAGCCCACAUCCCAGUACCUCUGCCCAGGAUCAUGACAGCCUGGCCACUUCCUGGGAGACUCCCACUCCACACACAACUCAUGUGUCCACGAACACUGUGGUGACACCUGCAGCAACCAACACACUGGGAACCCAGGCACACUCCUCUGCCUCUCCACACUCACUUCCUGCACAGGAGACUGCUGCACAGUGGACAGUCAGCCCUGGGCCACAGACGAUUCCUCAAACACACUCCACCCUUCUGGGGAGCACCUCCUCUCACACUCCAUUAUCUCCAAGAAACCCACCUUUGCAGGAAAGCAGCCCUGCAGAAUCCACAAAGGUGACCCUGCUCAGUGCCUCCAAGACCCCUGGAGCCUCCUCCCCAAAACCAUCCACUCCCCACUGGCCUGGGUCUCCAGCCCUUUUGUUCCUCACCAGUGAGGAUGGGAUCUCUCCAUUGUCGGGAAGCCCAGAAGCAUCCACUCCCUACCCACCUGGGUCUCCAACACCCAUCUUCCUCACCACUGGGAACCAUGACCACACCUUCUCCAACACAGGCACACAGCCUGUCAGCCAGGCAGUCUCCACUGGGACUGGCAGUAGGACCAUCAUCAUGGAGGUGUCAAGAGACCUCACUCCCAACACAAGCUCUACACCUCCACAGAGCACUCUGAUCAGUGUGGAAACCACCAGGUCUCAACCACAAUCCCUGACUUCACCCUCCGCUGGGUCACAACCCACCAUGACCAAGGUGGCAUCUGAGAACCUUUCAAGUCUCUCAACGUCUCUUGCACCCUCAGAGAAGGCCACCUUUUCCAGCCACUCUUCUGGCUCAGUGCCACCUCAGAGCACCCAGUCUGUGAAUCAAAGACAAUCUGUGUUUUCUCUGGGGACAUCCCAUGUCAACACAGGGUCGCCUAGGACCUCCUCAGCAGGUCCUGGGUUCCCAGACCUCACCACCACUCAGCCAGGAAUCAUGCAGGCAUCGAGGACAAGCUCACUACCCAUCACCAGCCCGCAGGCCAGGACCACUGCCCAGGCACAGAAGACCCUGGACACUGACCGGACCACUAACACUACAACAACACGUCAUGGUUCCACAGAUGGGGAAGUGACUGGUGAAGUGACCACAUCUGGAUCCCAAGAACAGUCCCCUGCCUUCAUAGGGUCACAUCCAUCACUCAAAACCACUGCACAUCAGGUAAUCUCCACUGGUUCCCAGAGGCUUUCAACCUCACCAAAGAUGCCUCUGAGGAGGUCUUCCACUCACCCUCCAACAACUGAGAGAACCUCACCCGAGACGGCCAGCAGCCCUCAAACCAGCGCUUCAGGGGCACCUCCGGCUUCAGCCCAAGGUGGAUCCACUGCCUCCUUGACUCGUUCUACACUCCAUGAAGAGAACACUGUGGAACUCAGCACCAACACACAGUCACUCACCAGCCCCCUUCCCACGUGGACUGGCAGUGGGACGGUGAUUUCUAAUGACACACAGGGCAUAGGACCUGAACCAACCUCUGCCCCUCCACACACAGCCCUCUCCAGCCAGGACACCACCAGGUCUCCACCGGAAUCCUUUUCCUCACCCUCUGCUCCCUCACAAGCAACCAUGGCCACCAAUGCUCUCAAGAACCACUCCACUACCAAACACACACUUCCACACUCACAGAGGGACACUCCUCCCACCUCCUCUUCUGGAAAUCUGGCCCCCAAAAGCAACCUCUCAUGGACACAGAGCAGGCCUGCGGGUUCCCAGGGGACAUCCCAUAGCGUCUCCUCCCCUCUUCCUACAGCUCUCCACAGUGGGACACCCUGGUCCUCCACAAUGAUGUCUUCAACCUCAGUCCUCACCACAAUCCUGCCAAGAACCACACAGGCAUGGAGGGCAGGGUCUCCGCCCGUCACCAGCCCGCACACAAGGACCACUGCCCAGGAUCACAACAGCCUGGCCACUUCCCGGGAUGCUCCCACUCCACACACAACUCAUGUGUCCACAAAUACUGCGGUGACAUAUGUAGGUGCCACCACAAUGGCAACCCAGGCACACUCCUCUGCCUCUUCACACUCACUUCCUUCACAGGAGACUGCUGCACAGUGGACAGUCAGCCCUGGGCCACAGAAGUUUCCACACUCACACUCCACCCUUCUGGGGAGCACUUCCACUCACACUCCAUUAUCUCCAAGAUACCCACCUUUGCAAGAAAGCAGACCUGCAGAAUCCACAAAGGUGACCCUGGUCAGUGUCUCCAAGACCCCUGGAGCCUCCUCCCCAAAACCAUCCACUCCCUCCUGGCCUGGGACUCUAGACCCCAUCUUCUUCACCACUGAAGACGAUAUUUCUACAUCGUUACGAGGUCGAGAAGCAUCCACUCCUUCCUCACCUGGGUCUCCAGCCCCCAUGUUCCUCACCACUGAGGACGAUGUCCCUACCUUCCCCAACACAGUCCCACAAGCUGUCAGCCAGGCAGUGUCCACUGGGACUGGCAGUAGGACCAUCAUGCAGGAGGUGUCCAAGGACCUCACACCAAACACAAGCUCUGCACCUCCACAGAGGGCAAUAACCAGCGUAGAAACCACCAGGUCUCAACCACAAUCCCUUCCAUCACCAUCCUCUGGGUCACAACCCACCAUGAACACCACGGCAUCCAAGAUCCUUUCCAAUGUCACAAAAUCUCUUGCACCCUCAGAGAAGGCCACCACUUCCAGCAGAACUUCUGGUCCAGUGCCACCUGAAAGCACCCUUUCUGAGAAUCCAAGACACCCUGUAAGUUCUCUGGGGACUUCCCCUGUUGGAUCAUCCCCUCCUAUUACACCUCUCAACACUGGGUCACCCAGAACCUCCUCACCAGAACCUAGGUUCUCAGACCUCACAACCCCCCAGCCAGGAAUCAUGCAGACAUCGAGGACAAGCUCUCCACCCAUCUCCAGCCUGCAUGUGAGGACCACCACCCAGGAACAGAAGACCCUGGACACUAACCUGACCACUCACACUCCACCAACAAGUCAAUUUUCCACAGAAGAGGCAGUGACCAGUGAACAGACCACAUCGGGACCCCAAGAACAGUCCCCUGCCUCCACAGGGUCACGUCCUUCACUCAAAAGCCCUACACAGUGGGAAUUCAGCACUGGGUCCCAGAUGCCUUCUCGCUCAACAAACACCCCUUUGAGGACCAUUUCUUCUCCCCCUCCAACACCUGAGAGAACCUCACCUGUGAUGACAAGCAGACCCCAAGGACCUCCAAAGGUCCCUCAAACCAGCGUUCCAUGGGAACAUCCUGCUUCAACCCCAGAAAGAUCCCGUCCCUACUCACCUGAUUCUACAGUCCAUGAAGAAGACACUACAGAAUCCAGCACCAACACACAGUCUCUCACCAGCCCCCUUCCCACGUGGACUGGCAGUGGGACCUUGAUUUCUAAUGACACACAGGGCAUAGGACCUGAACCAACCUCUGCCCCUCCACACACAGCCCUCUCCAGCCAGGAAACCACCAGGUCUCCACCAGAAUCCUUUUCCUCACCCUCUACUCCCUCACAACCAAACAUGGCCACCAAUGCUCUCAAGAACCACUCCACUACCAAACACACACUUCCACACUCACAGAGGGACACUCCUCCCACCAUGUCUUCUGGAACUCUGUCCCCCAAAAACAACCUCUCAGGGUCACAGAGCAGGCGUGCAGGUUCUCAAGGGACAUCCAAUAGCGUCUCCUCCCCUCCUCUUACACCUCUCCACACUGGGACAACCAGGUCCUCCACAAUGAGCUCUUUGACCUCAUUCCUCACAACAGUUCUGCCAAGAACCACACAGGCAUGGAGGACAGGCUAUCUGCCCAUCACCAGCCCACACAUGAGCACCACUGCCCAGGAUCACGACAGCCUGGCCACUUCCCGGACUAUUCCCACUCCACACAGAACUCAUGUGUCCACGGACACUGUGGUGACCCCGGCAAGUACCAACACACCGGGAACCCAGGCACACUCCUCUGCCUCUACACACUCACUUCCUUCACAGGAGACUGCUGCACAGUGGACACUCAGCCCUGGGCCACAGACAUUUCUACACUCACACUCCACCAUUCUUGGGAGCACGUCCACUCAUACUCCAUUAUCUCCAAGAAACCCACCUUUGCAAGAAAGCAGCCCUGCAGAAUCCACAAAGGUGACCCUGGUCAGUGCCUCCAAGACCCCUGGAGCCUCCUCCCCAAAACCAUCCACUCCCCACUGGCCUGGGACUCCAGCCCCCAUCUUCCUCACCACUGAAGACGAUAUUUCUACAUCGUCACGAGGUCGAGAAGCAUCCACUCCUUCCUCACCUGGGACUGCAGCCCCCAUGUUCCUCACCACUGAGGACGAUGUCCCUACCUUCCCCAACACAGUCCCACAAGCUGUCAGCCAGGCAGUGUCCACUGGGACUGGCAGUAGGACCAUCAUGCAGGAGGUGUCCAAGGACCUCACACCAAACACAAGCUCUGCACCUCCACAGAGGGCAAUAACCAGCGUAGAAACCACCAGGUCUCAACCACAAUCAUUUCCAUCACCCUCCACUGGGUCACAACCAACCAUGACCACCACGGCAUCCAAGAUCCUUUCCACUGUCACAAAGUCUCUUGCAACCUCAGAGAAGGCCACCACUUCCAGCAGAACUUCUGGUCUAGUGCCACCUGAAAGCACCCUUUGUGAGAAUCCAAGACACCCUGUAAGUUCUCUGGGGACGUCCUCUGUUGGAUCAUCCCCUCCUAUUACACCUCUCAACACUGGGUCACCCAGAACCUCCUCACCAGAACCUAGGUUCUCAGACCUCACCACCCCCCAGCCAGGAAUCAUGCAGACAUCGAGGACAAGCUCUCCACCCAUCUCCAGCCUCCAUGUGAGGACCACCACCCAGGCACAGAAGACCCUGGACACUGACCUGACCACUCACACUCCACCAACAAGUCAAGUUUCCACAGAAGAGGCAAUGGCCAGUGAAGUGACCACAUCUGGACCCCAAGAACAGUCCCCUGCCUCCACAGGGUCACAUCCUUCACUCAAAAGCCCUACACAGUGGGAAUUCAGCACUGGGUCCCAGAUGCCUUCACGCUCAGCAAACACCCCUCUGAGGAGCAUUUCCUCUCACCCUCCAACACCUGACAGAACCUCACCUGUGAUGACAAGCAGACCCCAAGGACCUCCAAAGGUCCCUCAAACCAGCGUUUCAUGGGAACAUACUGCUUCAACCCCAGAAAGAUCCAGUCCCUACUCACCUGAUUCUACAGUCCAUAAAGAAGACACUACAGAAUCCAGCACCAACACACAGUCUCUCACCAGCGCCCUUCCCACUUGGACUGGCAGUGGGACCUUGAUUUCUAAUGACACACAGGGCAUAGGACCUGAACCAACCUCUGCCCCUCCACACACAGCCCUCUCCAGCCAGGACACCACCAGGUCUCCACCAGAAUCCUUUUCCUCACCCUCUGCUCCCUCACAACCAACCACGGCCACCAAUGCUCUCAAGGACCACUCCACUACCAAACACACACUUCCACACUCACAGAGGGACACUCCUCCCACCUCCUCCUCCGGAACUCUGUCCCCCAAAAGCAACCUCUCAGGGACACAGAGCAGGCCUUCUGGUUCUCAGGGGACAUCCCAUAGCGUCUCCUCCCCUCCUCCUACAGCUCUCCACAGUGGGACACCCAGGUCCUCCACAACGAGCUCUUCGACCUCAGUCCUCACCACAGUUCUGCCAGGAACCACACAGGCAUGGAGGACAGGCUCCCCGCCCACCACCAGCCCACACACCAGGACCACUGCCCAGGAUCACAACAGCCUGGCCACUUCCCGGGAUGCUCCCACUCCACACACAACUCAUGUGUCCACGAACACUGUGGUGACACCUGUAGGUGCCACCACAACGGCAACACAGGCACACUCCUCUGCCUCUUCACACUCACUUCCUUCACAGGAGACUGCUGCACAGUGGACAGUCAGCCCUGGGCCACAGAAGUUUCCACACUCACACUCCACCCUUCUGGGGAGCACUUCCACUCACACUCCAUUAUCUCCAAGAUACCCACCUUUGCAAGAAAGCAGACCUGCAGAAUCCACAAAGGUGACCCUGGUCAGUGUCUCCAAGACCCCUGGAGCCUCCUCCCCAAAACCAUCCACUCCCUCCUGGCCUGGGACUCUAGACCCCAUCUUCUUCACCACUGAAGACGAUAUUUCUACGUCGUUACGAGGUCGAGAAGCAUCCACUCCUUCCUCACCUGGGUCUCCAGCCCCCAUGUUCCUCACCACUGAGGACGAUGUCCCUACCUUCCCCAACACAGUCCCACAAGCUGUCAGCCAGGCAGUGUCCACUGGGACUGGCAGUAGGACCAUCAUGCAGGAGGUGUCCAAGGACCUCACACCAAACACAAGCUCUGCACCUCCACAGAGGGCAAUAACCAGCGUAGAAACCACCAGGUCUCAACCACAAUCCCUUCCAUCACCCUCCUCUGGGUCACAACCCACCAUGAACACCACGGCAUCCAAGAUCCUUUCCAAUGUCACAAACUCUCUUGCACCCUCAGAGAAGGCCACCACUUCCAGCAGAACUUCUGGUCUAGUGCCACCUGAAAGCACCCUUUCUGAGAAUCCAAGACACCCUGUAAGUUCUCUGGGGACUUCCCCUGUUGGAUCAUCCCCUCCUAUUACACCUCUCAACACUGGGUCACCCAGAACCUCCUCACCAGAACCUAGGUUCUCAGACCUCACCACCCCCCAGCCAGGAAUCAUGCAGACAUCGAGGACAAGCUCUCCACCCAUCUCCAGCCUGCAUGUGAGGACCACCACCCAGGAACAGAAGACCCUGGACACUAACCUGACCACUCACACUCCACCAACAAGUCAAUUUUCCACAGAAGAGGCAGUGACCAGUGAACAGACCACAUCUGGACCCCAAGAACAGUCCCCUGCCUCCACAGGGUCACGUCCUUCACUCAAAAGCCCUACACAGUGGGAAUUCAGCACUGGGUCCCAGAUGCCUUCACGCUCAACAAACACCCCUCUGAGGAGCAUUUCCUCUCCCCCUCCAACACCUGAGAGAACCUCACCUGUGAUGACAAGCAGACCCCAAGGACCUCCAAAGGUCCCUCAAACCAGCGUUCCAUGGGAACAUCCUGCUUCAACCCCAGAAAGAUCCCGUCCCUACUCACCUGAUUCUACAGUCCAUGAAGAAGACACUACAGAAUCCAGCACCAACACACAGUCUCUCACCAGCCCCCUUCCCACGUGGACUGGCAGUGGGACCUUGAUUUCUAAUGACACACAGGGCAUAGGACCUGAACCAACCUCUGCCUCUCCACACACAGCCCUCUCCAGCCAGGACACCACCAGGUCUCCACCAGAAUCCUUUUCCUCACCCUCUGCUCCCUCACAACCAACCAUGGCCACCAAUGCUCUCAAGAACCACUCCACUACCAAACACACACUUCCACACUCACAGAGGGACACUCCUCCCACCAUGUCUUCUGGAACUCUGUCCCCCAAAAACAACCUCUCAGGGUCACAGAGCAGGCCUCCGGGUCCUCAAGGGACAUCCAAUAGUGUCUCCUCCCCUCCUCCUACACCUCUCCACACUGGGACAACCAGGUCCUCCACAAUGAGCUCUUCGACCUCAUUCCUCACAACAGUUCUGCCAAGAACCACACAGGCAUGGAGGACAGGCUAUCUGCCCAUCACCAGCCCACACAUGAGCACCACUGCCCAGGAUCACGACAGCCUGGCCACUUCCCGGACUAUUCCCACUCCACACAGAACUCAUGUGUCCACGGACACUGUGGUGACCCCGGCAAGUACCAACACACCGGGAACCCAGGCACACUCCUCUGCCUCUACACACUCACUUCCUUCACAGGAGACUGCUGCACAGUGGACACUCAGCCCUGGGCCACAGAAGUUUCCACACUCACACUCCACCCUUCUGGGGAGCACUUCCACUCACACUCCAUUAUCUCCAAGAAACCCACCUUUGCAAGAAAGCAGCCCUGCAGAAUCCACAAAGGUGACCCUGGUCAGUGUCUCCAAGACCCCUGGAGCCUCCUCCUCAAAACCAUCCACUCCCUCCUGGCCUGGGACUCUAGACCCCAUCUUCUUCACCACUGAAGACGAUAUUUCUACGUCGUUACGAGGUCGAGAAGCAUCCACUCCUUCCUCACCUGGGUCUCCAGCCCCCAUGUUCCUCACCACUGAGGACGAUGUCCCUACCUUCCCCAACACAGUCCCACAAGCUGUCAGCCAGGCAGUCUCCACUGGGACUGGAAGUAGGACCAUCAUGCAGGAGGUGUCCAAGGACCUCACACCAAACACAAGCUCUGCACCUCCACAGAGGGCAAUAACCAGCGUAGAAACCACCAGGUCUCAACCACAAUCCCUUCCAUCACCCUCCUCUGGGUCACAACCCACCAUGAACACCACGGCAUCCAAGAUCCUUUCCAAUGUCACAAACUCUCUUGCACCCUCAGAGAAGGCCACCACUUCCAGCAGAACUUCUGGUCUAGUGCCACCUGAAAGCACCCUUUCUGAGAAUCCAAGACACCCUGUAAGUUCUCUGGGGACUUCCCCUGUUGGAUCAUCCCCUCCUAUUACACCUCUCAACACUGGGUCACCCAGAACCUCCUCACCAGAACCUAGGUUCUCAGACCUCACCACCCCCCAGCCAGGAAUCAUGCAGACAUCGAGGACAAGCUCUCCACCCAUCUCCAGCCUGCAUGUGAGGACCACCACCCGGGUACAGAAGACCCUGGACACUGACCUGACCACUCACACUCCACCAACAAGUCAAGUUUCCACAGAAGAGGCAAUGGCCAGUGAAGUGACCACAUCUGGACCCCAAGAACAGUCCCCUGCCUCCACAGGGUCACAUCCUUCACUCAAAAGCCCUACACAGUGGGAAUUCAGCACUGGGUCCCAGAUGCCUUCACGCUCAACAAACACCCCUCUGAGGAGCAUUUCCUCUCACCCUCCAACACCUGAGAGAACCUCACCUGUGAUGACAAGCAGACCCCAAGGACCUCCAAAGGUCCCUCAAACCAGCGUUCCAUGGGAACAUCCUGCUUCAACCCCAGAAAGAUCACGUCCCUACUCACCUGAUUCUACAGUCCAUGAAGAAGACACUACAGAAUCCAGCACCAACACACAGUCUCUCACCAGCCCCCUUCCCACCUGGACUGGCGGUUGGACAGUGAUUUCUAAUGACACACAGGGCAUAGGACCUGAACCAACCUCUGCCACUCCACACACAGCCCUCUCCAGCCAGGACACCACCAGGUCUCCACCAGAAUCCUUUUCCUCACCCUCUGCUCCCUCACAACCAACCAUGGCCACCAAUGCUCUCAAGAACCACUCCACUACCAAACACACACUUCCACACUCACAGAGGGACACUCCUCCCACCUCCUCCUCCGGAACUCUGUCCCCCAAAAGCAACCUCCUCUCAGGGACACAGAGCAGGCCUGAGGGUUCUCAAGGGACAUCCAAUAGUGUCUCCUCCCCUCCUCCUACAGCUCCCCAAACUGGGACAACCAGGUCCUCCACAAUGAUUUCUUCGACCUCAGUCCUCACCACAGUUCUGCCAGGAACCACACAGGCAUGGAUGACAGGCUACCUACCCAUCACCAGCCCACAUUCCAAUACCUCUGCCCAGGAUCAUGACAGCCUGGCCACUUCCUGGGAGGCUCCCACUCCACACACAACUCAUGUGUCCACGAACACUGUGGUGACACCUGCAGCAACCAACACACUGGGAACCCAGGCACACUCCUCUGCCUCUCCACACUCACUUCAUUCACAGGAGACUGCUGCACAGUGGACAGUCAGCCCUGGGCCACAGACGAUUUCUCACUCGCACUCCACCCUUCUGGGGAGCACCUCCUCUCACACUCCAUUAUCUCCAAAAAACCCACCUUUGCAGGAAAGCAGCCCUGCAGAAUCCACAAAGGUGACCCUGCUCAGUGCCUCCAAGACCCCUGGAGCCUCCUCCCCAAAACCAUCCACUCCCCACUGGCCUGGGUCUCCAGCCCUUUUGUUCCUCACCAGUGAGGAUGGGAUCUCUCCAUUGUCGGGAAGCCCAGAAGCAUCCACUCCCUACCCACCUGGGUCUCCAACACCCAUCUUCCUCACCACUGGGAACCAUGACCACACCUUCUCCAACACAGGCACACAGCCUGUCAGCCAGGCAGUCUCCACUGGGACUGGCAGUAGGACCAUCAUCAUGGAGGUGUCAAGGGACCUCACUCCCAACACAAGCUCUACACCUCCACAGAGCACUCUGAUCAGUGUGGAAACCACCAGGUCUCAACCACAAUCCCUGACUUCACCCUCCGCUGGGUCACAACCCACCAUGACCACGGUGGCAUCUGAGAACCUUUCAAGUCUCUCAUCGUCUCUUGCACCCUCAGAGAAGGCCACCUUUUCCAGCCACUCUUCUGGCUCAGUGCCACCUCAGAGCACCCAGUCUGUGAAUCAAAGACAAUCUGUGUUUUCUCUGGGGACAUCCCAUGUCAACACAGGGUCGCCUAGGACCUCCUCAGCAGGUCCUGGGUUCCCAGACCUCACCACCACUCAGCCAGGAAUCAUGCAGGCAUCGAGGACAAGCUCACUACCCAUCACCAGCCCGCAGGCCAGGACCACUGCCCAGGCACAGAAGACCCUGGACACUGACCGGACCACUAACACUACAACAACACGUCAUGGUUCCACAGAUGGGGAAGUGACUGGUGAAGUGACCACAUCUGGAUCCCAAGAACAGUCCCCUGCCUUCAUAGGGUCACGUCCAUCACUCAAAACCACUGCACAUCAGGUAAUCUCCACUGGUUCCCAGAGGCUUUCAACCUCACCAAAGAUGCCUCUGAGGAGGUCUUCCACUCACCCUCCAACAACUGAGAGAACCUCACCCGAGACGGCCAGCAGCCCUCAAACCAGCGCUUCAGGGGUACCUCCGGUUUCAGCCCAAGGUGGAUCCACUGCCUCCUUGACUCGUUCUAGACUCCAUGAAGAGAACACUGUGGAACUCAGCACCAACACACAGUCUCUCACCAGCCCCCUUCCCACGUGGAUUGGCAGUGGGACGGUGAUUUCUAAUGACACACAGGGCAUACGACCUGAACCAACCUCUGCCCCUCCAAACUCAGCCCUCUCCAGCCAGGAAACCACCAGGUCUCCACCACAAUCCUUUUCCUCACCCUCUGCUCCCUCACAAGCAACCGUGUCCACUAAUGCUUUCAAGAACCACUCCACUACCAAACACACACUUCCACACUCACAGAGGGACACUCCUCCCACCUCCUCUUCUGGAAAUCUGGCCCCCAAAAGCAACCUCUCAUGGAGACAGAGCAGGCCUGCGGGUUCCCAGGGGACAUCCCAUAGCGUCUCCUCCCCUCUUCCUACAGCUCUCCACAUUGGGACACCCUGGUCCUCCACAAUGAUGUCUUCAAACUCAGUCCUCACCACAAUCCUGCCAAGAACCACACAGGCAUGGAGGGCAGGGUCUCCGCCCGUCACCAGCCCACACACAAGGACCACUGCCCAGGAUCACAACAGCCUGGCCACUUCCCGGGAUGCUCCCACUCCACACACAACUCAUGUGUCCACAAAUACUGCGGUGACAUAUGUAGGUGCCACCACAACGGCAACCCAGGCACACUCCUCUGCCUCUUCACACUCACUUCCUUCACAGGAGACUGCUGCACAGUGGACACUCAGCCCUGGGCCACAGAAGUUUCCACACUCACACUCCACCCUUCUGGGGAGCACUUCCACUCACACUCCAUUAUCUCCAAGAAACCCACCUUUGCAGGAAAGCAGCCCUGCAGAAUCCACAAAGGUGACCCUGGUCAGUGUCUCCAAGACCCCUGGAGCCUCCUCCCCAAAACCAUCCACUCCCUCCUGGCCUGGGACUCUAGACCCCAUCUUCUUCACCACUGAAGACGAUAUUUCUACGUCGUUACGAGGUCGAGAAGCAUCCACUCCUUCCUCACCUGGGUCUCCAGCCCCCAUGUUCCUCACCACUGAGGACGAUGUCCCUACCUUCCCCAACACAGUCCCACAAGCUGUCAGCCAGGCAGUGUCCACUGGGACUGGCAGUAGGACCAUCAUGCAGGAGGUGUCCAAGGACCUCACACCAAACACAAGCUCUGCACCUCCACAGAGGGCAAUAACCAGCGUAGAAACCACCAGGUCUCAACCACAAUCCCUUCCAUCACCCUCCUCUGGGUCACAACCCACCAUGAACACCACGGCAUCCAAGAUCCUUUCCAAUGUCACAAACUCUCUUGCACCCUCAGAGAAGGCCACCACUUCCAGCAGAACUUCUGGUCUAGUGCCACCUGAAAGCACCCUUUCUGAGAAUCCAAGACACCCUGUAAGUUCUCUGGGGACUUCCCCUGUUGGAUCAUCCCCUCCUAUUACACCUCUCAACACUGGGUCACCCAGAACCUCCUCACCAGGACCUAGGUUCUCAGACCUCACCACCCCCCAGCCAGGAAUCAUGCAGACAUCGAGGACAAGCUCUCCACCCAUCUCCAGCCUCCAUGUGAGGACCACCACCCAGGAACAGAAGACCCUGGACACUGACCUGACCACUCACACUCCACCAACAAGUCAAUUUUCCACAGAAGAGGCAGUGACCAGUGAACAGACC